This is a messenger RNA of Carcharodon carcharias (great white shark), 1122 nucleotides long. Its product is annotated as left-right determination factor 2-like. The record is from RefSeq and is a predicted model, not a curated record. NCBI's taxonomy places the organism in Eukaryota, Metazoa, Chordata, Chondrichthyes, Lamniformes, Lamnidae. Gene Ontology annotation, cellular component: extracellular region. The transcript is spliced from 4 exons. Bases 1 to 1122 code for a protein of 373 amino acids. Gene Ontology annotation, biological process: SMAD protein signal transduction; BMP signaling pathway. Gene Ontology annotation, molecular function: growth factor activity; cytokine activity; transforming growth factor beta receptor binding.
AUGGUUAUCGGCUGGAAUAUGCUGUCGCUCGGGGUCCUCUGUUCCUUACUCUGGUCAGUGCUGUCUGAUGGGAUCCACCACCACUACCACCACCAUCGCCAUGCUGAGGAGGUCAAGGCUGCCAUGCUUGGGAAACUGGGGCUGACGGAGGCUCCACGCCUCGCCAAGAGAGAUCUGGAGAACGUGGUGGUCCCGGCUCAUGUGAGGAACAAGUACAUCUCCAUGCUUAAGAUCCACAAGGACAAGGAGAGGAAGCGGAGAGCCCUGCCCAGCCUGGCUGGCAUCUUAAGAGGAGUUCCAGGCAAUUCAGAUACGACAGGAGACGUGCUUUAUUCGGACCCCAGCAGGCAGAGGCUGGUUUUUGAUAUGAAGGGGCUGAUCCCCGAAAACAGCGAGGUGACCAUGGCGGAGCUCAAACUCUUCAAGAAAGGCAUCCACAAGGGGGAGCUCCCUCCCAGGAGACACAGCCGGCCGGUUAACAACGCCAGGGUCAGCGUGUACUGGGUCAAGAUUCUGGCUGACGGCAGUAACAGGACCUCACUCAUAGACUCCAGGCUGGUCCCCAUUCUCGACUCUGGCUGGAAAAUGUUCGACGUCACCCAGGCCGUCCACUACUGGCAGAACACCAGGGAGAGCGAGAUGUUCCUGGAGGUCUGGAUCGAAGCUGAGCGACCGGGGCGGCACGCGGCCGAGCUGGCCAGAUUCGUCAGCUUCACUUCCCAGAAUCCUGCUGACCGGAAGCUGGGAAAACCAGAGCUGGUCCUGUACACCCUCAACUUCAGCGAGUAUGGAGCUGCUGGGGACUGUGGAGGGAGCAGAACCCGGAGGAGUGGGACCUGCUGCAGGCAGGAAUACUUCAUCAACUUCAGGGAGCUGACCUGGACCCAGUACUGGAUCAUCGAGCCCCCCGGCUACCAGGCCUUUCACUGUGGGGGGGGCUGCAAGCAGCCGCAGUGGCCCUUCGACUAUGGUGAGAGGAGCUGCGCGGUGGUGGAGAGCGCCUCACUGCCUGUGAUGUACCUGGUGAAGAGGGGCGACUACACCGAGAUCGAGGUGGCAGAGUUCCCCAACAUGAUCAUCGAGAAGUGUGGUUGCACCACAGACAACGUCUCAGUGAUAUAA